AUGCCUGUCCACAAAGGUGAACUCAUACUUCCAGUGGAAAGCAAAUGGACUGUUACAGUAACCAUCGGCUGCUUUUAUGAACGCUGUGUUGUUGAUGCUGCCUUAAUUUUCUUUGGGAAAGGUGAACUCAUACUUCCAGUGGAAAGCAAAUGGACUGUUACAGUAACCAUCGGCUGCUUUUAUGAACGCUGUGUUGUUGAUGCUGCCUUAAUUUUCUUUGGGAAAGGUAUUUCUGCAUUUGUAGACGUUUGGUCAUUUAACAGAACAGAAAAUUACUCAAAAACCUUUGAGCAGCAACUUCUUGAUAUGGGAGCAAAAGUUUCAAAAACUUUGAACAAGCAUGUGACUCAUGUAGUCUUCAAAGAUGGACACUUGGCUACAUGGAGAAAAGCACAGAAGAUGGGUGUAAAAAUGGUUUCUGUACUCUGGGUGGAGAAGUGUCGAGAAACUGGAGUACGUGUUGAUGAAUCCUUGUUUCCUGCAGUAGAUGCUAAUGAAGGAUUACCACUGCUGCUCAAAAAGCACAAGUGUAUGCAGCCAAAAGACUUUGUUGAAAAAACUCCAGAAAAUGAUAGAAAGCUACAGAGAAGACUGGACCAAAUGGCUAAACAAUUAGCUGUACAAAAGGUAGCAAUUAAUGCUGAAACUGAUGUGCCAGUUUUACUAUUUGAAGACAAUGGUUCGCUUGUGUAUAGCCCCGUUAAUAAGAUAAAAGAUCAAUGCAGUGCAAUGGAAAAAAGAAUAAAGGAAAUGAAGGAAAAAAGGGAAAAUCUUUCUCCUGCUGCUUUGGAAAUGUCUCAGAUACUUCCCAGUAGUUUACCAGAAAACUGCCUGCUGUCUACUCAUGUCUUAACUAAUUCAGAAGAUGCAUUGUCACCAGGAGAACAAAUGGAAGACUGCUUGAACUCAAGUUAUUGUCUUUGGGGAACUGAUAAAUUAAAGAGACACAAAACUGAGGUAGUAAAGCAGGCCUGUGAUGCUCGGAGUGAUACUCCUGUAUCCGUGAGUGCAUUAGGGAAUUCUCCCUCUCCUAGCUGUGACCAGGAGACCUUAACGCCAAAACAACAUAGCAGAAGAAAUCUAGGUGAUGAAAAUGAAGUUUCAGAGUGUCAUGUUACUGAUGUCUCUUGCAAAGUUUUUAAUGAACAAAAGAAUAAACACAAUGAAGUUUUAAGAAAAACUAGAAGACUCCAAAAGCCAACAAGGACACUAGUUAUGACAAGUAUGUCUUCUGAGAAACAAAGUACAGUAAUUCAGGUGGUGAAUAAGCUUGGAGACUUUUUGUUCUCAGAUGAUGUAUGUGAAACAACAAGUCAUGUAGUGACAGGGAGUCCUCGUCGCACCUUGAAUGUUAUGCUGGGAAUUGCUCGUGGGUGUUGGAUUGUUUCUUAUGAAUGGGUUCUGUGGUCUUUGGAAUUGGGCCAUUGGAUCUCAGAGGAGCCAUAUGAGCUUUCAUCCACCUUCCCUGCAGCUCCUAUCUGCAGACUUCAGCGUCACCUAUCAACAGGAAAAUACCAGCAGAAUCUUUUUUCAAACCAGCCUGUGAUGUUUGUAUCCCCAACCAGUCAGCCACCCUGCAAGAAGCUAACUGAACUUAUCCAACUGUCAGGAGGGAAAAUAUGUAAAACCUUACGUCAGGCAAAAAUCUGUAUAGGAAAACAACCAGGAAAGAAGUACCAGGAAAUAAAAUGUUUAUCAGAAAAAUGGAUAUUAGAUUCAAUCAGUCAGCAUACAAUAUGUCCCAUGGAAGACUACAUUUUUCAGCUGUGA
Messenger RNA from Chaetura pelagica (chimney swift), 1770 nucleotides. RefSeq names its product microcephalin 1 (gene MCPH1). The record is from RefSeq and is a predicted model, not a curated record. The coding region runs from base 1 to 1770 and encodes 589 amino acids. The transcript is spliced from 15 exons. NCBI's taxonomy places the organism in Eukaryota, Metazoa, Chordata, Aves, Apodiformes, Apodidae. Gene Ontology annotation, biological process: mitotic cell cycle.